Molecule: messenger RNA, 1051 nt
Organism: Fomitopsis serialis
Lineage: Eukaryota; Fungi; Basidiomycota; Agaricomycetes; Polyporales; Fomitopsidaceae
Exons: 5
Coding region: 118-732 (204 amino acids)
Source: RefSeq, a predicted model, not a curated record
UACUAAGUACCAUCCCAACGACAUGCCACGGGCGUCUCGCAUCGAUCUCCUCUCGAUCGACCAACGGCCACGGGCAGCUCCCCAGCAAAUCUACAAUCCUACACGUUUACGCUAGACAUGGCUGAAGAGUCACAGUGUUUGUACUGUCGAAAGGUGGCGUUGACAAAGGAACUCAGGCGUUGCAAGCGCUGCCUCGGCGCACUGUACUGCAACUCUGAUUGCCAGAAACAGCACUGGCCGAGCCAUAGACAGCUUUGCGCCGACUCGGACGGGUGGCACGACAAGUACCGCGGGUGUCGCGAUGGGUCCAUGCACAAUGGCAGGCUAGAGCUCAUGACCUGGGAGUACACAGACCCCGAGGGUGGAACUCGUAUGGGCUGGGGCAACGCCUUCGCCGAGGACGUCGAGGACGUCAAACGGCAGUUCGAGGUCGACUGCAGGGGCAAGAAGCAUACCUUCUUCAAGAAGCGGCCCCAGGCCUUCCGCUGGACGUGUUGCGGCGCAGACGGGCUUAUGAACUCGGGCUGCGACCACCACGGGAGUGGGAGGAAGCCAUGUACUUGCGACUAUUGCUGCAUGGGCAAACCGCUGCCUAUUAGCAUUUACCGCGACCAUACAGGCCCACGUAAAGGCCUCAACCUCAGGCGUGGCCCUGACCCCCGUUCCAUCAACCUAGCGCACGCUGCUGUGACGACAAUAACCCGUGCUGCCAUGCAUGAGUUCAUUGCUUAAGGACAGCGGCGCGCUGUGCUGGCCAUAACAUUUCAAAGGGACACCAUUUGUGUAAGGACCUGGUAUGGAAAUUUCUGACAGAUAUCGUGUAUAGUAGCCUUGCAGUCGCCAUGCAUGCCAGUCCGGUUUAUAUAGAAGUAUUCACCAUUUCGCGCAGUCGUUUACUAAGCGCUGAGCAUUGGUGCGGACUCAGCCGAGCGAAUAUGAGAAUUACUACGCCUACACCGAACAGCUUCCAAUCGAAAGGGACCUUCGUCGUUAUACAUAAGUACUUAAGUCCUUAACUGUGAUACAUCAAAUUCAUUGCAAUGUACGAGCC